AUGGGCUCCCGCCCGGAGCCGCUGCAGGCGCAGAACUCGGAGGCGGCGAGCGGCGGCCGCGGCCCCGAGUGGCGGGCGCUGCUCGGGCGGGCCGACGCGCUGGCCUUCGGCGGGCGGCUGCACGAGGCGCUGCCGCUGUACCAGCUGGCGUCCCGGCAGCGGCAGCUGCGCGCCGAGCAGCUGGAGAAGCUGGUGGAGUGCCUGGCGCAGGGCGUGCGGCUGAAGGAGGGGCUGCCGGCCGGGAGCGGCGCCCCGCAGCCCCGGGACUGGGACGGCUGCCGCUGCCGCAAGUGCCAGGGGUUCCUCUUCGAGCCCGUGUCGUUGCCCUGCGGACACACCUUCUGCAAAAAGUGCCUGGAGAGGGAGGACCGUGCGGCAGCCGCGCGUUGCGUGCUGUGCCGCCAGGAGGGCGGCGGGCGGCUGCCGCGGGUCAACGUCAUCCUCAGUAACCUGCUGGGCAAGUGGUUCCCGCGGCAGGUGCGGGCCUCGCAGCUCCGCCACGAGGGGAACCUGCUGUACCGGGAGAAGAAGCUGCACGCCGCCCUGCAGAAGUACGACGAGGCGCUCAGCUUAGCUCCCAAUGACCACUUGCUAUACAGCAACCGGUCCCAGAUUAACUCGACUCUGAAAGCUUGUGAGGAUGCGCUGCACGAUGCCGAGGCAGCAUGCAGGCUGCAACCCUACUGGCUUAAAGGUCACUUAAGGAAAGGCCAGGCAUUGGCUAAUCUAGGGAAAACAGAAGAAGCUUUAAGAGAGUUUCUGUUCUGCCUUGCUCUGGACGUGGGGAACAAGACGGCCAAGUCUGAGGCUCAGAAGCUUCUACUUAGUUUGUUUUCACUCAUCCCGGGAAAUGCUCAGGAACACUUACCCGAUAUCCUGCAGCUGUUGUCACAUCACUCUAGAUUAAAGGGGAACCUCCUAAGUUCAGUGGGAUCUGGAGGCACCAGCCAUGCCCUGCAGAGGUUGCUCAAGGUAAAUGUGGAACAGAAAAAGGGCUUUCCUGUUCAAGAGGAACCAAACAUAACUAAUUCUGGCAGUUUAAGGAAGUCCAUGCAAACCACAGAGAGUAGAAAGGACUGCUCAGAGGAGGAGAACAAGCCCACCUCUGUGCCAGAGCCUGCCUUCCUCGUGUCUGAGAAGCGUGGCCUCCUGAAAAGGAAAGGCUGCUUGGAGGAGGCGAGGGCUGCAGAGGUGCCCUGCAAGCUCCUGAAGAAAGAUACAGUCGAUACCAAGGGAAGUAGCACUGGGCAACAUACUCCAUUUGAAUCUGUGGAUCCAUCAGAUCUGGAUUGCUCCCUGUGCAUGAGGCUCUUCUAUGAACCUGUCACCACGCCUUGUGGACACACCUUCUGUCUCAAAUGUCUUGAGAGAUGCCUGGAUCACAACCCCAAAUGUCCCCUGUGCAAAGAAGGGCUCUCAGAGUGCUUGGCUAUGAGGAAAUACUGCAAAACAGUACUAAUGGAGGAGUUAAUAGCUAGAUAUCUUCCAGAGGAACUCACUGAAAGAAGAAAGAUUUAUGAAGAGGAAAUAGCAGAGCUUUCCAACCUCAAUAAGAAUGUUCCCAUAUUUGUCUGCACAAUGGCUUACCCUACAGUCCCAUGUCCUUUGCACAUCUUUGAGCCCUGUUAUCGCCUGAUGAUUCGAAGGUGCAUGGAGACUGGCACCAAGCAAUUUGGGAUGUGCAUUAGUGACCCUGUGAAGGGGUUUGCAGAUUAUGGCUGCAUUCUGGAGAUAAGAAAUGUUGAAUUCUUUGCUGAUGGUCGCUCUGUUGUAGACAGCAUUGGCAAAAGGAGAUUUAAGGUGAUACAGCACAGCCAGCGUGAUGGCUACAACACAGCAGAUAUUGAGUACAUCGAGGAUCAAAAGGUGCAAGGACAAGACUACGCUGCACUGCUUGUUCUCCAUGAUUCUGUCUACGAUCAGGCAUAUAUGUGGUUUAAUUCACUCAAGCAAGCACUGAAGAGUAGAAUUCUCAGUCACUUUGGUCCAAUGCCAGCUAAGGAUCCUGACCCACAGGCUAACCCUAACGGGCCAGCCUGGUGCUGGUGGGUCCUAGCUGUCCUUCCACUUGAGAACAGAGCCCAGCUCCCUUUCCUUGCCAUGAAAUCCCUCAAAGACCGCUUGAAUGGCAUCAGACGUGUCCUUACAUUCAUGUCUCGUACAAGAUCGCGGUGAUGGUGAGGAGAGCUGUGAAGUCUCCCGCAGUGCUCGACUGUAGAGUGUCUCUUGUAACUUCAUCUGACUGCAGUAAUGUCUUACAGAUUUGUGUCUGAAUGUUUCCAGCCUGAAUUUCAGAGAAAAUAAGUUAAAAGGAGCAAGGGAUGUUUAUGGUUACUUUACUAGUUUCCAUUUGGAACUCGAUUUCUGAGAUGAUUAUUCAAUUACUGCACUGCUAAAUUAAUAACAAAUGUGAUAAAACAAAAAGUGAUCUUGUUUGCCAUAAACCUUUUAAAAAGCUUAAGAGGUUUUUUUAAUUUAUUUUUUUUUUUGUAGUGGGUAAAGGGUGAACUGUGCAGUUUAAUGUGAAGCAGAAUUAAUAAUGUUUAUGCAUUAUUUCAAUGAACUGCGUGGUCUUUUCCAAAUGGAUCAGGUUUUAUAUAGCAUUGUGUAUAACAAUGUUCACGACUUCCGUUUGAUAAUUUAUUUUUGCACUAUGAUUUUUUGUUUCGAAAUGUGUUAUUUAUGUGUUCAUCCUCUAUAGGAAAGUGAGCUGCUCUAUUUAUAGUGUUUUUAUCCUGUAUGUACAACGGGGGAAGGGGGGAAUGAUGAUUCUAGCAGUGCACAAAAAACUGCUUUGAUCAUUUUUCAGCUAUUUCUGUUCAAAUACUUGGAAUGUUUUUCUAUUUGUCCCCGGUCCUACUGUAGCCUAAGAAGGCUUUUUUCCUCCCAAAGCAGCCUGCUGUGAUGUCUUUGAAUACACAGACUGAGAGCUCAUGCACAGUUGUUGGAUCCUGACUCUCUGCUUGUAACUAUGGCUCUGAUAGCACAGCGCAGCCAAGCGCAUCCUUAACCGUGAGUGCAGGUGUCAGAGUGCUUGGCUAAGCCAAGGCAUGGAUCAGUUGAUGGCAGUGGGGAUUUGCUGACAGAAGGCUCACCCUUCUAAAAACAAAACUGGAAGUAUUGGUGUUUUGUUGUAGACAGACAGAUUUUUUUUUUAAUUAUUUUUUUAUAUCAACUCCGGUUGCUGUUGAGAUUAGCUUCACUUCUGGAGUGUCUGGGAUUUGGUUUUGGAGUGUUUGUAUGCGGGUGGAGGGAGGGUUAUUUUCAACUGCAGGACUAACAGGGCAGUUUGUACCACAUGAGAAGGAAUAUGUUGUAAUAAAUGCUGUUUAUGUCACCCCAAUGUUCAGCUUUCUGUUAGCUUCAAGUCUCUGCCCAGCCACCUCAUUUCUAUAGGCAGAGAUGGGGUAGUGUUGCUAAUAGUAGUUAACUGCUAAGGAAAACAAGUGAAUUUUUGGAUGAUCGCUUCUAGCUAAUGAGGCAGGUAAAAACAAGGCAAAAAUGAGAAUAGCAUCAAUUGCUUUUUGCUUUAAAUCAACAAGCUGUUUGCACUUUUUACUGCUUUCUGUCUACCAGCUUCUGGAGCUCGUCUUCCAUGGGGCCAACAUUGACAUUCAUUAAUUUCAGUUGGGGGGGGGGAAGGGAAAACAAACUGUUGUGGAAUGCUACAAUUUUUCUUGAUGUUUUUACCCAGGACAGCACUGUUGCCCAUUCCAUGCCUUUAUGGAACAGUGCAGUAGAAAUUAGUGUCAGUUUUCCAUGUGUGAUUUAUUUCUCACCAUCAUUCUUUCAUCAGAAAUAUACAUUGAGAGUAAUUUCUGUACUGUCAGGUUUCUGUAAUAUCUUUUAUUCCCCCUCUUGUUAAAUUUUAUAGCACUUUCCCAUAAGGGUACCAAAGAAUGGAAGACAGACACAAUUCAGCUUCGUUAUGCAAAUGGAAUAUGUACCCUGUGUUGGCAUUUAGCUGCUCUAGAAAUGCUACAGCUCGUUUCCAUACUGCUAGAUUGCUGCACUCCUGGCAUCUUCUGUAGGUGGUGCUUUCCAUGCUUCUCUAUGAACAGCGUAUAGAAUACAUGCUCUGAACAACAACUGUAUGGAAUUGGCACAAAGUUGUAAAUGCAGUAUUUAUUACAGGCAUAAUUAAACAACUGAGCAGACUCAGACACCUUAAUUUGAAUUAUAGAAACUACAUUGAUUACAUCUAACUGGGGCUGGUAUUUUAUUCACUGCAUUCUAGGCACUUGUUUUAUUUCAACCACUCUUGCUUUUAUUUAUCUAAAAAGAAAAAAAAAAGGAAGAAAAAAAAAAAAGCACUUAUUGGAUUUACAUUUCCUCUGUGGCUAGAAGUAGUGAUUAUUCUUUUGUAGUGAAGCCAUAAGUAAUCCAUAGGCUUCCUACUAUUGCCUUCAAGGAAAGGCAUUUCCUUAGACCCUAAGUGACUGUGUAAAAUCAGAAGUUAUUCCAUUUUCAUAGAAAUGUGAUCAGUUUUUUUCCUGUGAUGGAGAGUAAAGCCAAUAAUAGAAUGACCCAAGCAAGUGCUGGUCUCCUGUAGGAUAUGGUGGUGAGCCAUCCAGGCAGCUGGAGGCCUCCUGAAAGUGACAGCUUGCAUUUGUGAGAUGUACUUCAUUCAUUUGAAAUCUCUUCACACUUCUGUAAAUGAAAGAUUUAACAAAACACAUCAAAUAGCAAAGGCUGGCUGUAUCACCUUUCUAACUUUUUCAGCACGUAUUUACCUUCUAAUUAAACAGAUGGGUUUUCUGAAGGAAAUUACAUUAAUUUUCCCGCUUACAGAGUUCUAUAGUAACGUUGACUUACGUUGCCUUGUGCAGGAGCGGUUUCUGUGAGAACAGCUGUUAGCUGGGCAUGGAGAGCUUUGACAGUAAACCUGGGGCACAGCUGCAUUUUCAGGUUAAAUUGUACAACCUGACUGAGCUCAGACACAGCUGUAGAAUGCAGUUCAUUAGUAUUAAUAAUUAAAUCAUAAGUUGGUGUGAUAAAAUCUAAUUGAUGGUUUUAGUUCCAGUUGAUGCUAAAACAGUUUUAGUUACAUAGUCCUCUUUUUUUCAUCUUUAAGUGCUGAUCUCUUCCAUGAGUGGUAGCAAUAAGAGGCAAGCUGUCACACUGCAUGGCUGAGCAGAGCUUCUCUCCUGUGCUGCUGCUUGUGAGCAGAACACCUGAAGCACAGGUCUCCUCACCCAAACUUUAAUGAAAAUAAAGUCAUUGAGAUUUGGAUGCAGCAGGUCUGGUUUCACCUGCACUGUGAAGAAAGAGCUUUAUGAAAUUAUUCAGACAGUCUUUUGGUGAAUCCUGCUUGGUGCUGAAGUUUUGCUGGUGUUUAAGUUAGUGACAGACAGCAGUUGUAGUGAAAUGCAGUGCUUAGGAAUGGAGGACACAUUCAGAAGCUUACUUUUAAAAAAUACAUGUAAAUUAUUUACAGUUUUUCUCAUGCAUACCAGCCCCACUGGAACUGUAUGCACUGAGGGCAGUGCUUUCCUGUCCCCUGAGCCCUACAUCAGGUGAAAGCAAAACGGGCUGAGCUUGUAUUGUCAGCUUUGCAGCCUGACUUGUAAGUGGUGCAGCACGUCCUCAAGAUGUGGUGGUCUGGGGCUCAGUCCAAAGCAGCUUUGGAAAAUCUUUGAAAGCUACAGCAAGGUGGUAGCUCAGUCAAGUCGCUGUUGUGAGAUGCUCUGUUAAAUAAAUGUGGUCUGGGUACAAGAAUGAAUCUGCUUUGUCAGGAUUAAAAUGGUGGGUAAUACUUCAAAAAUAAUAACAGUUAAAAAAAAAAAUGGAGCUAUUAUGUUGACUUACUCAUCCAGGUGUCAUGUGAAUUGCUUACAAAGAGUGGAAUUUCCUAAGGUCUAAAGUAACCCUCACAUAGAAGUGCCUGUAUUCUGUUAUUGCCAUUCUUGAGCUUUUUAAGAGAGUCACAGCCAUAUAUUUUAUAAAUAUGAGCAUAUGCACCUUUCAAUCUUUAAAUUUGCAGAUCAAAGGUUUACAGAGCAGAAGUGUAGCAAAACCAAUGUACUAGCUUCUGUAAUUCCCUGGUGGGGGAUGGAGAAGUACAAAAAUGGGGAGGAACAGACUAUCUGUAUAAGAUGUCUUAAUUUGGCACCAUAUACUCGUCCAAUUUAGUUCCAUCAAGCUACGUGGUUAUAAGAGUGCCAGAAAUAUAUAUCUCUCAAGCCAUUCUAAAUAAAAAGCUCUUUGUUGACCUGUAUAUUCCAUUUGUUUGUAAAACAUCAUUUUUGUGCACUGUAACGAACUUGAAAUGAAACUCUCAUGCCACUGAACAGGGCACUGUUCAGCUACCUCAACGUAAGGUUGAAGUACUUUGUUUUUUUUUUUCCAGAUUUGUUCACGUUGUCAUAUAAAAUAUUUAAAAAAAAAAAAAUCAUAGUCCAAAGAUCCUGUAUUUGUUUGUAGAUGUACUUACAAUUAUGUUGUACCAACAAAGUCUGUGUGAAGCGUUGUUUGCUAAUUAAAAUUUUUGUGUUCUUUA
Lagopus leucura (white-tailed ptarmigan) is the source of this 6499-nucleotide messenger RNA. RefSeq names its product LON peptidase N-terminal domain and ring finger 3 (gene LONRF3). The coding region runs from base 1 to 2175 and encodes 724 amino acids. Gene Ontology annotation, molecular function: protein binding. NCBI's taxonomy places the organism in Eukaryota, Metazoa, Chordata, Aves, Galliformes, Phasianidae. The record is from RefSeq and is a predicted model, not a curated record. The transcript has 12 exons.